AAUGUGGUGUUUUAAGGAAUGUUGAAUCAUAUUUCGUUGUAUAUACAUGCUCAGAAUGAAACAAAGGAACGUGCAGUCCACUGGGCGAGAACAGUAAUGUCACGUGGCGUCUUAAACUCUCCAUUCACUUUACAGGUAAUGCCUUGGCACUGGUAGGCAGGUGCAUAUCUUUCUUUGUUCCAGCAGAGACACGCAAAUACAUGGCUUGUGAAGACACUACCACCUGAGCACUGCUACUGGAAUUCAACGAAUAAGUAACAUAUAGCCUGUAUACAUUGUAUAUUAACAAUAUAUAUUUUUUAUACUAUAGUGAAUGAAUGUUGAUUUCACUUUGCUUUGGAGAUGGCCACCGGACUAUGUGAAAAGUGUGCACAACUGCUAACGGACUUCGUUGCUUAUGUAAAGAGAUUGCCGUCUGAACUUGUACAGAAGAUAACGGAGUGUAUAAAGAGCCUGUCAAGAUGUAGCUGUCUGCGGAAGAAGAGAGCAACUGUUGCAUCCUAUAUCUCAGAGCAGCACGAGAGACAGGCUGCUCGGACACUACUGAACCACCUGGACACAGUGGAUUAUCCUCUACCCGUUACUCUCCUGGAACCAUACACAGCCCUACUCCUCUCUAAUGACAUGGAGGUUCAGAGGAUCACCACUCUGUCUCUGGUUCAUCUGCUAGUGAAGAACAAAGUGAGUAAGGAGCAGGUGAUUGAGACAGGGAUGCUGAUGCCCCUGCUAGAGAUGCUCCAGUCUGGGGACCCCACUGUCCAGUGUAACUCCUGCCAAUGUAUUGCCUCACUGGCCUCCUCAGACUCAAACCGGGAAGCUAUUGUGUCAGCUGAAGGGGUGAUUCCACUACUGGUUUUAGCCAAGUCUUACGAUCCCCAAGUCCAACAGAAUGCAGUCUGGGCCCUUUUAAACCUCACACAGUCUGAGAGGACGAUGGGGGUGUUAUGUCAAGAAGGAGCCAUUCCUGUACUGGCACUUCUGUUGCAGUCCUCCAACUGUGAGGUCCAGUUCUACAGCUGCUCUGCCCUGAGCAAUAUAGCCACUGUCCCGGGCCAUCAUCCCAAAAUGUUGGGCAUUGGAGACCGUUUUUUGUUGAAGUCUCUGCUGACACUCAUGUCCUCAUCAGUGCAGAAGAAUGCAUCCCAAGCUUGCAGAUGCCUCCAAAUCCUUUCAGGGAAUGUUGUGACCCAGGAGCAGCUGAUGUACCUGAACUGUGUGUUGCCUCUGAAGGCCCUGCUGUGCUCCGUUACUCCCCCUCUGACUGAGUCUGCUAUAGCACUACUGUCUGAGCUAGCCACACACCAACCCAAUAGAGAGGGCCUGGUGAAUGAGGGCCUGGUACAGGUGAUAGGGCAGCUGCUCCUCUGUCACAGAUCCAGCUCCAUCAUCAACCACAGUGUUGUUACCAUCACCAACCUCAGCAGCACCAGCGAGGGACAGCAGGCUGUUAUGGACAGUGAGUGUGUAACGGGACUUCUCAAGGCCCUUGUGUCCGGUGUGACCUCAGAGGAGACCGUUCUGUGUGUCACUUCCUGUUUACAUCACCUGACAAGCUGGGACUUACUUCAGUCUCAUUUGGCCACAAAAAUGACUCCUGAACAUGUUUCAAGUCUGGUGAAGUUCUCUGCACAAAUGGACAAUCUAGAGCUGUCCUAUCGGUCUGCUUCCAUCAUCAGCAAACUAAAGAUGAACGAACAUGUCAUCCAACUACUGACACCACAAUACGCUGCCAUCUCUGAAUAUCUCCUGAUGUACCUCAAGAACCAGGAAGUGCGAUUCCAACAGCUGAGUAUUGUUACUCUAUGCAACCUGAAGAAAGACGGAGAGUUUUCAGUGCUGAUGAGUGGUAGUGUGCUGGAGAAGCAGCUAAAAUGGGUGCAUGCACAGACGGAGCAGACCAGGGAGUUACUGCAGGCGAUUCAGAUGCCUCCAUCCUCCUAACCUGUCCACUGGAGCUCUCUCUGCUUCAGGACACGGACCGACACCUCUCUGCUUCAGGACACGGACCGACACCUCUCUGCUUCAGGACACGGACCGACACCUCUCUGCUUCAGGACACGGACCGACACCUCUCUGCUUCAGGACACGGACCGACACCUCUCUGCUUCAGGACACGGACCGACACCUCUCUGCUUCAGGACACGGACCGACACCUUUCUGCUUCAGGACACGGACCGACACCUCUCUGCUUCAGGACACGGACCGACACCUCUCUGCUUCAGGACACGGACUGAGAUGUGAGAUAUGCAUAUCACUGUUUGAACUGACUUGCCAUUACCUUUGAACCUGACAAUGAUUACUGUGUCGUGAUGAUAUUUUUAAUGAUGUUAAGGCGUUUUAUUUUCUGAGUGAUCACACUGUUGUGUUCUAAGCAUUUACAUCCAUAUUGCACUUGUGAACGGGGGGAAAAGAGGUCUUAUUUUCAUUUUUAUACAGAUUCAAUGCUUUUACAGUUCACAAACCAUUAUUUAAUGCUGCGUUCAGGUGCUAGUCGGAACUAGGAAACUUUACAUUUCAGACUUCCUAACUGGUGGUAGUUAUACAUGUGCCGCUUUCAACCAGUUAGCAAGUCGAACAUUUCAGAGUUUCCUAGCACGUGAACGCGGCAUUUAUACAGCAAGUAUUCAGACCCAUUGACUUUUUCCCAUUUUGUCACGUUACAGUCUUAUGUUAAAAUGGAUAAAAAAAUAUAUAUUAUCCUCAUCAAUCUACACACAAUAGCCCAUAAU
Messenger RNA from Oncorhynchus mykiss (rainbow trout), 2729 nucleotides. RefSeq lists its product as uncharacterized. Lineage: Eukaryota; Metazoa; Chordata; Actinopteri; Salmoniformes; Salmonidae. Gene Ontology annotation, biological process: nucleus-vacuole junction assembly. The record is from RefSeq and is a predicted model, not a curated record. Gene Ontology annotation, molecular function: protein binding; protein-membrane adaptor activity.